AUGACGAUGACCGCAAGAGAGAGGAGCACUUUAGCUGCCUCAGCAGAUCAUGAAUGGACCGCCGAAGAAGAGAUUCAAUUGUUUUAUGCCAUGGCCGGCCUGAAACCUGUCGGUGUUAACAAGCAUUUUUACAUAGCCUGUAUUGCCGAACGUGAGUAUUUAGCACACUACCCCUGAAACUUAAAACACCGCUGAAUUGUUUUUGUUUGCAAAGGCUUGAAUCGUGACACCGAAAGCGUUUGGGGCCAUUUACGAACUUUGUACAAUCUUGAGGCCUUAGAUGAAUUGGAACCACUGCCUUUUCCCAAUGAUGAAAAAGAAUUCUCCUUGCCAGAGGCCGAGUUCUCUCUGCUGUUGUCAAAGAAGAGGGGACACGUAUCUGAGGAGACCACCAGCGACGGUCCGCCAUCAAUAAUAGCCGUCGCAACAGACAACACAACUAAAGGUAAGUCUUUAACCAUUUCCGUCAAUGAAAGUAUAAGGCAAAUCCUUAUUGCAGACAAAUCCUUUACCCAAACCAAAUUACCUAGCACCACAACGCCCACAGUCAAGGAAUUGGAUAAGAAAAUUACAGCAAAACUUGCGGAUGGUCCCAAAAGAACUCCAAAACGUACACGAGGAUCAAUGUCACUGGAAUCGAAUAGUCCAUCGACCACACCACCGCCACCCGUGCAAAACAACAAACGACGACGUAUAUAA
This is a messenger RNA of Musca vetustissima, 699 nucleotides long. RefSeq lists its product as uncharacterized. Gene Ontology annotation, cellular component: NuA4 histone acetyltransferase complex; nucleus. The record is from RefSeq and is a predicted model, not a curated record. Gene Ontology annotation, biological process: regulation of transcription by RNA polymerase II. NCBI's taxonomy places the organism in Eukaryota, Metazoa, Arthropoda, Insecta, Diptera, Muscidae. The transcript has a single exon.